CCGGGGCUGGCCAUCGCGGGCGCGGCGGGACCCCGCGGGCUGCCCGACGCCGCCAGCCGGGGCUCGGCCGCACCUGAGCCCCCGACUCGUGCCAAGUCGGGACCGGAAGAAACGGCGGGAGCGACUCGCCCCGCGAGCAGCCGCGGCGGGCCGGGAGGGAGCGGAGCCGCCCAGGGGGGCCGCCACGUGCCGCCCCACUCCGCCGGGGGCGCCCCCCGGACGCACCCCGAGCACCCCGCGCACCCAGCGCCCGCUCGCAGGCAGCGCGCCGACGUCUCCUAAACUUCUGGCCGAGCUGGAACUUGGCCGCCAGACCGCCCCCGGGCGCCGCCUGGACACCCCGCGCCCACCUUGCACCUGGCGCCGUCGGCAGGGGGACAGCCGGGACCCUCGGGAGCUCGGUGGCCCGCGUGCGCAGAGGGGCUCGGGGGUCUCCUCCGGGAGCGGCGGAGCAGCGGAGGGCGCGACCCCUGGGGCUGGCGGCGCAGUGAUGCCAACAUGAUGUUUCACUCACGUCCAGUGUGGAGCUGGCAUUGGAAAUGGAAGCCAAGUUCUCUUCUCUUCCUUCUGGCUUUAUGUAUUGUAUCUGGUCCUCACUCAGUGUUGGGAUGCGCCAACUGCAGGGUUGUCCUAUCCAGCCCUUCUGGAACCUUCACUUCUCCGUGCUACCCCAACGACUAUCCUAACAGCCAGGCCUGCAUGUGGACCCUCCGAGCACCCACCGGCUAUAUCAUUCAGAUAACCUUCAAUGACUUUGACAUCGAAGAAGCUCCCAAUUGCAUUUAUGACUCUUUAUCCCUUGAUAAUGGAGAAAGCCAGACCAAAUUUUGUGGGGCAACUGCCAAAGGCCUGUCCUUCAACUCAAGUGCAAAUGAGAUGCAUGUGUCCUUUUCAAGUGACUUUAGCAUCCCAAAGAAAGGUUUCAAUGCCAGCUACAUCAGAGUUGCUGUGUCCUUAAGGAAUCAGAAGGUCAUUUUACCCCAGACACUAGAUGCUUACCAGGUAUCUGUGGCGAAAAGUGUCUCUAUUCCAGAACUCAGUGCUUUCACACUCUGCUUCGAAGCAACCAAGGUUGGCAAAGAUGACAAUGAAUGGACAGCUUUCUCCUACUCCGAUGCAUCCCUCACACCGUUACUCAGUUUUGGAAAGGACAAGAGUGGCUACUUUCUAUUUAUUUCUGGCUCCAAGUGCUUACUAAACAGUGUUUUACCUGUAAAGGAUAAAGAAGACAUUUUUACAGAAAGCUUUGAGCAACUCUGCCUGGUUUGGAAUAAUUCUUUGGGUUCUGUUGGUGUGAAUUUCAAAAGAACCUAUGAAGCAUUUCCAUGUGAUUCUACCAUUAGUAAAGUUAUUCCUGGGAAUGGGAAAUUGUUGUUGGGCUCCAAUCAAAAUGAAAUUGCCUCUCUAAAAGGGGACAUUUAUAACUUUCGACUUUGGAAUUCCACCAUGAAUUCCAAAAUCCUCUCCAACCUCAGCUGUAAUGUGAAAGGGAAUGUGGUUGACUGGCAAAAUGAAUUUUGGAAUAUACCAACUCUAGCUCUCAAAGCUGAAAGCAACUUAAGCUGUGGUUCCUACCUGAUUCCACUCCCGGCAGCAGAACUUGCCAGCUGUGCAGAUUUGGGGACCCUUUGUCAAGAUGGAAUUUUAUACAGAAUUUCUGUAGUGAUUCAAAACCUGCUUCGUCACCCUGAGGUAAAAGUACAGAGCAAAGUGGCAGAAUGGCUCAAUUCAACGUUUCAAAAUUGGAACUACACUGUGUAUGUGGUUAAUAUCAGCUUUCACCUAAACACUGGAGAGGACAAAAUUAAAGUCAAGAGAAGCAUUGUGGAUGAUCAAAGGUUGAUGAUUUGGGCUCUCCUAGUAUACAAUGCUACCAGCAACCCCACUUUAGAAGGGAAUAUCAUUCAGCAGAAGCUCUUAAAAAGUAAUGAGUCCCUGGAUGAGGGUUUGCGGCUAUAUACAGUGAAUGUGAGGCCACUGGCAGCUUUCUGUCCUGAAGAGGAAAACCCCCCUGGCUAUCUCUGGCCAAUGAUCCCACCUUCUCUAUACCUACAAGAGUGCAAACAGAAGAAUGGCUUUUUUGCUUCACGGACAUGUCACCUAAAUUCUGCCAAUGCAUCUAUAGCCUUCUGGGACCCUCCUGAUCUCUCCAAUUGUUCAAGGGAAGCAAAUGAAGUUGCCAAUGAGAUUUUAAACUUAACCAGUGAUGGACAGACCUUAAACUCAGCCAAUAUUAGCAGUAUUGUCGAGCAGGUCAAAAGAAUUGUGAAUAAAGAAGAAAAUAUUGACAUAACACUUGGCUCAACAUUAAUGACUAUAUUUUCUAAUAUAUUAACCAGUUCAGACAGUGACUUGCUUGAUUCCUCUUCUGAGGCUUUGAAAACAAUUGAUGAAUUAGCCUUCAAGAUAGACCUAAACAGUACAUCACAUGUGAACAUCACAACUCGUAAUUUGGCUCUUGGAGUGUCAUCCCUGUCCCCAAAGACAAAUGAAAUUUCAAAUUUUAGCAUUGGUCUUCCAAGCAACAAUGACUCAUAUUUUCAGAUGGAUUUUGAAAAUGGACAAAUGGACUCUCUGGCUUCUGUAAUUUUGCCUCCAAACUUACUUGAUCAUUUAAGUCAAGAAGAUUCUGAAUUAGUUAAAAGAGCACAGUUUACUUUCUUCAAUAAAACUGGACUUUUCCAGGAUGUAGGGACCAAGCAAGGCUCUUUAGUGAGUUACGUGAUGGCAUGCAGUAUUGGGAACAUUACCAUCCAGGAUCUGAAGGAUCCCGUUCAGAUUAAAAUAAAACAUAUGAGAACUCAGCCAGUGCCUCAUUCCAUCUGUGCCUUCUGGGAUCUGAACAAAAACGAAGGUUCUGGAUUUUGGAAUACUUCUGGAUGUGUUGCACAGAGAGACUUGGAAGCACCUGAAACCAUUUGCUUGUGUAACCACCUCACACACUUUGGAGUUCUGAUGGAUCUUCAAGGAACUGCCUCACAGAUCGAUGCAAGAAACACUAAAGUUCUCACCUUCAUCACUUAUAUCGGGUGUGGAAUAUCUGCUAUUUUUUCAGCAGCAACUCUACUGACAUAUGUUGCUUUUGAAAAAUUGCGAAGGGACUAUCCCUCCAAAAUCCUGAUGAACCUCUGUACAGCCUUGCUUUUCUUGAAUCUCAUCUUCCUCUUGGAUGGCUGGAUCACCUCGUUUGAGGUGGUCGGCCUUUGCACCGCCGUCGCGGCCCUUCUUCACUUCUUCCUGCUCGCCACCUUCACCUGGAUGGGGCUAGAAGCCAUUCACAUGUACAUCGCUCUGGUUAAAGUAUUUAACACCUACAUUCGAAGAUAUAUACUGAAGUUCUGCCUCAUUGGCUGGGGUUUGCCUGCUUUGGUUGUAUCAAUUGUUCUUGCCAGCAGAAAUCAAAAUGAAGUCUAUGGAAGAAGAAGUUAUGGAAAAGAGCAAAGCGAUGAAUUCUGUUGGAUUCAGGACCCAGUUGUAUUUUACGUGACCUGUGCGGGAUAUUUCGGAGUCAUGUUUUUCCUCAACGUGGCCAUGUUCAUUGUGGUGAUGGUGCAGAUCUGCGGAAGGAACGGCAAGAGGAGCAACAGGACCCUACGGGAAGAGGUUUUAAGGAACUUGCGCAGUGUGGUCAGCCUGACGUUUCUUUUGGGCAUGACAUGGGGCUUUGCUUUUUUUGCCUGGGGACCCUUAAAUAUCCCUUUUAUAUAUCUUUUUGCCAUCUUCAAUUCAUUACAAGGCAUGUUUAUAUUUGUCUUCCACUGUGCGAUGAAGGAGAACGUACAGAAACAGUGGCGACGGCAUCUUUGUUGUGGUCGAUUUCGUUUAGCAGACAACUCAGACUGGAGUAAGACUGCUACCAAUAUCAUCAAGAAAAGUUCUGAUAAUCUUGGGAAGUCUUUGUCCUCAAGCUCCAUUGGUUCCAACUCAACCUACCUUACAUCUAAAUCAAAAUCCAGCUCUACUACCUACUUCAAAAGGAAUAGCCACACUGACAGUGCUUCCAUGGACAAGUCCUCUUCAAAACUGACCCGUGCUGAUGGAGAACAAACAUCAAUCAUCCCGGUCCAUCAGGUCAUUGAUAAGGUUAAGGGUUAUUGCAGUGCUCAUUCAGAUAACUUCUAUAAAAAUAUUAUCAUGUCAGACACCUUCAGCCACAGCACAAAGUUUUAAUGUCUUUAAUACAAGAAAGAAGAAUUAGAAAUGUGAAGAUCUUCAAGAAGCGAAAACUAUGAGAAGUAGAUGUUGUAACCUAGAAAACUUCAUAUAUGUUCUUUUUUCUUAAGGAGACUUUGUAAAAUUCAAAAAUCUGUUUUCAGUGUAUUUCUUCCAUGAAAGUUUCCACCUUCAGUGAAACUUCAUUGAUGAGAGCAUCUUGGCUUAAUAGCCACAGGGUAGACUUAUUUUAAAAAAUAUGUAAUUGAAUUGAAGUAGUCAGAAUGUGGGGAGACAUUAAAAUUAGGGGACAAGGGAAGAGCAGAGCUAAGGAUAUACCCUUCUUUAAAGCUCAAUUACCUCCUAUCUAGUAGGUAUGGAUGUGGCCACUUGCUACAUAAUUUUUGCCAACACUCAAAAGCAUACUAAUAUGCAUAGCUAUUUUAUAUGUACAUCUAUUUUUAUUUUAUUGCUAGUUUAUAUGAAUACAGAAAAUUUUGUUUCUCCUUUCAGUGAAAUUUCAACUGCAGAUACAAAAUAACGUUCAAUCUUUUACCCAAAGAGCAGAAAGGGUUUUUUUUUAUUAUACUAAAUGUUUGGCCUUCAAGACCAGGUGAAUUUCUAGUAUUUAACUUAUCUUAUUUAAGACACAAAACUUAGCUAAACAUCAUAAUUAAUUAAAAUGUGUUCUCGUAUAUUAUUUAUUAUUAUAGGUUCAGGUGUAGUGCUUCAAUCUAGUGGGAACCUUCCAGUAGUUGUUCAGAAAGAGUACAUCUCUUGGCAGGCCGGGUAUGUGGUUUUGAAUAGACCAUAUACUUCACAUAUGUAAGGCCCUAUGUUCAACCUCUUGCAUGGCCACCCACAAGAAAAGAAUCACUUCCAACUUCCAUUUCUUCUUCUCUGCUACAUAAGAAGCUCAUGGGCUCAUGGAAGGAUGAGGAUUUCCAGGAGGUAUGCUUGCAUGCCGUGGUUACUCCACUUUAGCAAAUAAAGCCAUUGAGAUUUGAUGGUUCUAUCUGUGCUCCAAAGAAUCUGAAAUUUCCAGCUUCCCAAAUGAAAACGCCUCCUACUCUCCCUUUCAAGUUUUGUUCCAGGGAAUAUAAACUGACACAUAUGGAUAGCUUAUCAUAAUCAACGUAAUGUGCAAUCACAGAAAUAUACAAUCGCCAGUCUAAAAACAAUUUGUAUAUGAAAUCCUCUGAUUAUAAGAGCCAGAGGAGUUCAGGCAAGAUAGAUUGUGUGUUACUUAAGAAUGACAUGGUUACAUGGAAGCCAUACAUAGCAUUCAGCACCUUACCUAACUUUCAAACUCUCGAGAGUCAGAUGCUUGCUAGUGAAAGUUAGCAGACCACAUUUUAAUCAUUCUUACAUGAUGGAGUCAUGUUCAGUUUAGUCUCCGUUUAUGCUGUACCUUGACAUUUGCUCUGAGUUAUGUGGGAAGAAUCAAGCUCUGGGAGGUAUAGCAAAAGUGAUGAGAAAAUUUCCAGAAUGUCUAUUAAAGGCAGAAACCAGAAUUGAGACCCGGGAGUAUUUUCUUUGCCUCAAAAGGCAGAGAUCUAUCCUAGGCUCUCUCCUGAGAGACAGAAGAGAUUUUAGUCUCUGGAUAAAUCAAAAGUUUCUCAUUCUCGGCCUGAUCUUCAAUGGUCAACUCUACCAGACUCAAAAGAUGGCGUGAUAAAGUGGGGCUGAGAUUUUCUAUCAUUUCAUUUGGCAGCAGCCUGGAAUCCCAUCAUGGAGACAUGAGCAUUGCUCAGUUUAACCUUCAUAGGAAUGGGGUAUGGAAAAGUUGGGUAGCAAAUUUUAGGUUCACUAAGGUUUAUUAUAGUAGAGCCAAAUCCUUUUCUAUAGGCACAUUAUUAACUGGGUGCUGUUCUGCCAGGGGUUAUAUAUGAGUGAAAAUUAAUCCUACAUAUUUACUGGAUCUUCAUAUACUUUUCCCCAAAACUGUAGAGAUUCAUGACGGGAUUUAAUUAGCUUGAUACUGUGAGAUUUUUUUCCACCGUGUUUACUUAUUUAAUAGCAAUUAAAAUGUAGCUUUCAAGUGAGUUUUGAUUUCUACUCAUGUUAAUACAGAUCUGGGAAAACAUAUUUUUUUAUUUCAAUAGUUGAAAACAGAAUCACCUACACUUUCAAAAUUUUAGUAAUUGGUUAAACCUAAGUAAUCAUUGCAUGGAAACAUUUUCAAAUGGAUUUCAAAGACUAAGCCAUAUUCUCCUUUCAGUUCUAAGCAUGUAGUUCUCACCCUCAUUUUGGCCCUCAGUACAAAGCUGCGGGAAUUUAGCUGGGUAUCCAGAGGCUAAUUUAGCUAAACUUAAAUUAAUAAUGGUAUAAAUUUAGAUUUUAUGCUCCCCUUAAAGAUGGCAUCGUGUUGGUAUAGGAUCUUGGGAUAUUUUCCAUUAUUUUCAUCAUUACAUUUUAUAGGUUUUCCCAUUAUUGCCAUAAAAUCUUUUGUACAUAUUUAUUUAUUUGUGUUUAUACAUGUGAGCUUGUUGCAUUUCUUAAACUUUAUAUUGCCUGACUUUAUUUUUAGUUAACUUUCUGUUGGAGAGGUUGUAUAUAUAUUUUGGGAAUACUUUGUGAAAUUGUUUUCUGUAGCAAAUUCUUUGACUGUGUUGAACACAAGUGACUGUGAGUGCAAAUUAGGAGCUGUAGUAAGAAACUAUGAGAGCUGAUUUGCCAUUUUACUCAAAAGGAAAGUGUUUUUCAAAUAAAUACUUAUAUUGUU
Sorex araneus (European shrew) is the source of this 6877-nucleotide messenger RNA. It is a transcript of the gene ADGRG6, whose product is annotated as adhesion G protein-coupled receptor G6. The coding region runs from base 499 to 4170 and encodes 1223 amino acids. NCBI's taxonomy places the organism in Eukaryota, Metazoa, Chordata, Mammalia, Eulipotyphla, Soricidae. Gene Ontology annotation, molecular function: laminin binding; G protein-coupled receptor activity. The transcript has 24 exons. Gene Ontology annotation, cellular component: membrane. The record is from RefSeq and is a predicted model, not a curated record. Gene Ontology annotation, biological process: myelination in peripheral nervous system; heart trabecula formation; cell surface receptor signaling pathway.